CCGCCCCGGCACACUCGGCCCCCUCCCGCCAGCCCAAGGCUGCAGUAUUGCAGCGCGGCGCGCAGCUCUCUGCGCAGGUCACGGUGAACAACGUGAGCCCCCCAAGGAGCUGCGAUCUCUCCCAGCAGGACUCCAGAGCAGACCCUGGAGAGGAUUUUUCCUUUACACAGGCAUCUCAAGGCAGAUCCAGCAGCAGUUCUACUAUAUCAAACACUGCCCCUUUUAAGGGAUGUAAGGGGAAAAUCAUGCACGUGGCUUCCAGAGCAGAGCACGAGCCUGAUGAUCUCACCGUGCUGGUGCACGUGAAACAGGAAACAGAAAGCCAGGCAAAUGCUAUUUGCUAACCACAGCAACAACACAAGUUGCAAAAAAACAACAACAACAAAAUGGAGAAGGACAGAUUCACUGGGCAGACGGACUCCAGGUUUAAGCUGUCACAGUAAUAACAAAAGAUUGUUCCCACAGUUUGACAGCCCACUCAGUGCGGGAUUUUAAGCAACAUUUACAUGGAAAUCCACAGGAGAUUCAAUAAUAGAGCUCUUUCUUGAAUGGAAAAUAAGGUGCGUUGUUCCUACACCUGGAAAAAAAAUUAGAGGAAUUGCCAUCCAUUGCUACAAAACGAGACCGCUUCUGAGUUGGUUUCAAACACGUCUCCUCAUACACUUACAAGAUCAACCUUCGCUGUGCAGCUGCUUUGAAUUCAGAUCAGGAAGGAUUUUACCAAAGGGGAGGCAUGGUAUUCUGCUACCUGAAGUGGUUUAUAGGCUUUGUCAGUAGGGAUGUCCUCACAAAAGCUUCAAGGAGCAGUAACAGAAGCACCUCUUUGGUAUGGAGAUGCUGCUAUCACAGGACUCCAGGAAGCUUCCUGGAUCCUGAGAUGAGAGCAUUUCUGGAGGAGAACACUGAAGUCAGUAGCAGUGGGCACCUCACACCUGAGAUACGACUGCGACUUCUGACGCCUCGCUGCAGAUUCUGGCAGGAAAGAGCUGACUUGUGGCCUUAUGGCGACCCCUUCUGGGCAAUCUACUGGCCAGGAGGCCAAGCCCUGUCCAGGUAUAUCUUAGAUAACCCGGAUGCUGUCAGAAUGGGAUCAGUACUAGACCUCGGAAGUGGAUGUGGAGCAACAGCAAUCGCUGCUGUGAUGAGCGGUGCAUCCCAGGUCCUUGCUAAUGACAUCGACCCCAUUGCAGGAAUGGCCAUGGUAUUAAAUUGUGAGCUGAACAAUGUGAACCCCUUUCCUAUUCUAACUAAGAACAUCAUUGAUACAGAGCUGGACCACUGGGACCUCAUUGUCUUGGGGGAUAUGUUUUAUGAUGAACAACUUGCAAACAGUCUUCAUCGCUGGUUGAGGAAAUGCAUCAGUAUUCAUGGAACUAAAGUGCUAAUUGGUGACCCUGGGAGGCCUCAGUUUUUAGGCCACCGCAUUCACAGUCAAUUGCACAAAGUGGUAGAAUAUUCACUUCCUGAAUCCACUAGGCAAGAAAACAAUGGAUUAACCUCAAGCGUUGUCUGGAGUUACCAGCCCUGACCUCUCCAUUUCUUCAAAAACUGGAUUUAGAAGAAGUAUGGUCUUUAAAAAAAGAAAUAUGUUCUGUGUUUAUAAAGUAUGAAAAUGGAACAUUUGGGCAGAUCCUCCGCUGGUGCAAACUGCUGUAGCACCACUGAAGUCCACACAGUUAUACCAAUUCACUCCAGCUGAGAUUUGGCCCAUAGUUUGAGAGAAGCCUUACAGGCAAAUUCCACUCUCAGACAUGCAGAUGCCCCCCGCCCUGCCCCAUUGAAGCCAAUGGAAGCUAAGUGUGCGUGUUCAAAGGCUGAACAGGAUGUAACCAAAGAAAAUAAAGGUAAAUGGGGAGAGGAUAAUAGAAAUUCAGUGUAGCGGCAUGCAGCUUAGUGGGUUACCACAGAAUGUUCCUGCUCACUGCUGCACCAGUUGAUAAGAAUAUAGUUUUCAAUGUCUAGUGAAGAUAAGUUUCAGAGUAGCAGCCGUGUUAGUCCGUAUUCGCAAAAAGAAAAGGAGGACUUGUGGCAAUUUGUUAGUGAAGAUAAGUGUGUUGAACUAUCUGGCUGCUUCACAAAUUUCCUUUGCUAAUUAUGAGGCUAUUUUGUCCCAAGAAGUGACAGUUUUAUCCAGCAGCAUGUGCCUGCAGUUCCUCUGGGGGAUUUAAAUCUCCUUCCUGUGUGUAAUCCAGUUAUACAUAUCCAGGUGGAUAUAGCAUUCUUGUGAGCUUUCUAGUCUCUGCAACUAGGAUGUAUUCACGAGAAUAAAAAUAGCGUAGUCCUGUUGAUGUACAUGUUAAUAGCUCUGCAGACGUCCAAACAGUGUGGCACUAGCCCUUUUAAGACCAGUGCAUCUGUGCUGCAUCGACUGGCCCAUAUUAGGCUUUAAAAGAAGGCACUUGGGCCUGAGAAAGAGAGACACCAGGUGAGUCAGAGCUAAAAGCUGCAGGAAGCAGCAAGACUGUCAGAGUCUCCUGGCAGGAGAGACAGUGAAAGCCUGAGUAGUGAAGGGGAAAAGUCCCCUGGGGAUUGUAGCCCAGGGUGAAUUGAGAAAUUGGGCUUGCUUGUUUUUUGUUUUAAGUUUGGUCAAUAAAACUGCCCCAAAAGAGCCUGUGGGCAUGGCAGUGGAUCCUAAAUAAGCUGGAGAGAAGACCGGCCUCGUUACACACGUCUUCUGGAUUGUGCUUAGGGUGAAAGUAGAAAAAAUGGGAACACCAUGUCUUGGGAGCGUUGGUAAAUUGUGUUCCUCUUUUAAAUGAACUCUCCCAUUGACCUGUGGUAAAGUGGCUUUAGGCAUGACAUCACUACUACUUCCUUGCAUUAAUCCCAUCAAAUGGGGUCUGCUUUAUGAGUCCUCUCCCUCUGAAGUGCUCUGUUCAGUACCACGUCCUGUAUCAUACUGCAUGCUAUCCAGUCUUCCUUCAUGACAGCCACCACUGCUUCUUGGGGCAGCCUCAGUCUUUGUCUUUCAGUCUUGAUCUCUUGGACUCUCUCACCUAUGUCAUUGUCACAGCUGCACUUUGCGUGACCAAACCUACUGUGCCUGCACCCCCCCACACCUCAUUUUCUCAUGUAUGGAUAUUCCUUUGAGCCUGCAUACACAUUCCUCACAUGGUCUUUCUUGCUCCUCCCCACUCAUCCUUCUCAGCAUUCGCAUUUCUUCUUUGUUGCCCAACACUCGUUGCCAGGACAAGCCACCAUUUUAUAAGCUGUGACUUUUAAUCUUGCUGGGUCUUGGCACGACACUUCUUUCCUAGGAACUUUUUUCCCAGCCUGCCUUUCUAGAUUGGGCCUUUGAAGUCUGCAGCUGCUUGAUUUUGCCAAAUUUAAAGUGAUAAUUCUGCACCUGGUAAGAACUUCUGUGUUCCCUCUCUUAUGAGUGAAGAGCUGGCAAAUUCUUAUGUCAGAAGAAUCACUUUGUCAGCAUACAAGUGCUGCCUUGCAUAGAUCCUGCAGAGGCAGGAACUUCUGGCCAGAGAUGAAGGGGCUGGUUCCAGGACCAUGUCUGGCCCCUGUUGCCUGAUUUUUAGAGAUUAGUAUAUUGUUAUAGGCUGUCCAAUUGAUCUGACCAGAAGAUAGGAAGGUUCUUGUUCUAGACUCAGGCUACACUGCGUUCUAUAUCUUGUAAGGACCCUUUGGGGGCCUUAAACCUUGGGGUGCAUGGCAAGAACACUCACACUGAGGACAAAACAGCCUUAGAGACUUUUAUUAAAAUAAGUGAAAAGAUUAUCAAAGUUCCAAGCCACAGAAUCAAAAGGGAAUAGUACAUUUCUGGGAGUACCUUGCAGAAGUUCCUAGAUUAGCAUACUCACACCCUUCCUUGGGGACCUGGUGGUAAGAGACGAAGGACCAGCCUCAUCCCUGGCAUGCCAACUGAGUCUGAUGGUCCAGGUUCCUGAAUGCUCGAGAUUGAUGGUGAAUAAUAGAGCGGAAGGGUCAUAGAAUCAUAGAAUAUCAGGGUUGGAAGGGACCUCAGGAGGUCAUCUAGUCCAACCCCCUGCUCAAAGCAGGACCAAUCCCCAAUUAAAUCAUCCCAGCCAGGGCUUUGUCAAGCCUGACCUUAAAAAUAUCUAAGGAAGGAGAUUCCACCACCUCCCUAGGUAACGCAUUCCAGUGUUUCAUCACCCUCCUAGUGAAAGUUUUUCCUAAUAUCCAACCUAAACCUCCCCCACUGCAACUUGAGACCAUUACUCCUUGUCCUGUCAUCUUCUACCACUGAGAAUAGUCUAGAACCAUCCUCUUCGGAACCACCUCUCAGGUAGUUGAAAGCAGCUAUCAAAUCCCCCCUCAUUCUUCUCUUCUGCAGACUAAACAAUCCCAGUUCCCUCAGCCUCUCCUCAUAAGUCAUGUGUUCGAGACCCCUAAUAAUUUUUGUUGCCCUUCACUGGACUCUCUCCAAUUUUUCCACAUCCUUCUUGUAGUGUGGGGCCCAAAACUGGACACAGUACUCCAGAUGAGGCCUCACCAAUGUCGAAUAGAGGGGAACGAUCACGUCCCUCGAUCUGCUGGCUAUGCUCCUACUUAUAAAUCCCAAAAUGCCAUUGGCCUUCUUGGCAACAAGGGCACACUGUGACUCAUAUCCAGCUUCUCGUCCACUGUCACCCCUAGGUCCUUUUCUGCAGAACUGUUGCCUAGCCAUUCGGUCCCUAGUCUGUAGCGGUGCAUUGGAUUCUUCUGUCCUAAGUGCAGGACUCUGUACUUAUCCUUGUUGAACCUCAUCAGAUUUCUUUUGGCCCAAUCCUCCAAUUUGUCUAGGUCCCUCUGUAUCCUAUCCCUACCUGCCACCGUAUCUACCACUCCUCCUAGUUUAGUAUCAUCCGCAAAUUUGCUGAGAGUGCAAUCCACACCAUCCUCCAGAUCAUUUAUGAAGAUAUUGAACAAAACCAGCCCCAGGACCGACCCUUGGGGCACUCCACUUGAUACCGGCUGCCAACUAGACAUGGAGCCAUUGAUCACUACCCGUUGAGCCCGACAAUCUAGCCAACUUUCUACCCACCUUAUAGUGCAUUCAUCCAGCCCAUACUACUUUAACUUGCUGAUAAGAAUACUGUGGGAGACUGUAUCAAAAGCUUUGCUAAAGUCAAGAAACAAUACAUCCACUGCUUUCCCUUCAUCCACAGAACCGGUAAUCUCAUCAUAGAAGGCGAUUAGAUUAGUCAGGCAUGACCUUCCCUUGGUGAAUCCAUGCUGACUGUUCCUGAUCACUUUCCUCUUGUGUAAGUGCUUCAGGACUGAUUCCUUGAGGACCUGCUCCAUGAUUUUUCCGGGGACUGAGGUGAGGCUGACUGGCCUGUAGUUCCCAGGAUCCUCCUUCUUCCCUUUUUUAAAGAUUGGCACUAUAUGAGCCUUUUUCCAGUCGUCCGGGACUUCCCCUGAUCGCCACGAGUUUUCAAAGAUAAUGGCCAAUGGCUCUAAAAUCACAGGUCAAAUGAGCUCAUUCUCAAAACCUGUUACAUCUUGCCUGAACUGAUUUCUGUUUGUUACUUCUGUGUUUCUGCAGUGUACUCUGUGGUCACUGUUAAGCCUCGACUUUCUUAGGUAAACACGUCUAGUUCCCCAGAAUCUCAAAGGGUGACUGUUAGGCCAGUUAUAUAUGCCAAAAGUCACAAGCCUACUUAACCAUACUUAUGUUAACUUCCUUAAGAUAAUCAUGCAGGAUACAGGCCUGCAAGUUCCUUGCAUUACAGACAAACAGAAUAAUUCAAUACAAAAAUACAAGCCAAAUAAAAUAAAAUAAUCAAGCUAGUAAAUGAAGGGAAAAUAUAAUAAAGCAAGCCAGCAAAUUAACCCUAUAAAGCAAGUCAGCGGCUUAAACCUAUAGGCUACACCCCUUCCUGACAGCUCUAGGGGCUUGUCUACUCUACCGCUUAAGUAGAUGUAACUUAAGUUGCUCAGGGGUGUAAAAAGCGAGUGCCCCUGAGUGACACCCGUUACACCAACGUACAGUGGUGUCCACACUGUGCCAUAGCUGUGGAAGACACCCUCCCGCCGCCAUAGCUUCUGCCUCUCCUUGAGGUGGAAUAAUUAUGCCCACAGGAGCGUGUUCUCCCAUCAGCAUAGCGUGUCUUCACCAGAUGCACUACAGUGGCACAGCUGCGCUGGGAUAGACACUAGUGUAGACUAGCCCCUAAGCGUCUCCAAGGACGGGACCCGAUCAGUGAGUAAGAGUCAGUGGACAUACUCGCUCGAAGGGGAAUCUGAUAUUUUCAAAGAAAGCCUAGCACUAUUGAGCAACCGUAUGAUAAUAAAACUAUUGUGCAAAGACAGUGGAGGAACAAUGAUUGGAGCAGGAAAUGGACCUUCUGUUUCAAGCUCCCACACAGUGAUUACUGCAAGUUUAAAAAAAGCGGUGAAAAUAUUUGUCAUUUUGAUAACCAUGCUGUCUGCGGUGGGAGCAUCUGCCAACCUGACACGCUGUUCUGGGAGGUGUGCUGCCUGCCAGGAGCCUGUGUCUGAGAUAUUAUGGAAAGGUUGCUGUGGCUCACCCAUUGCUACCCGCUGCUGCUCAUCCACCUGGGUACUAAUAAUAUUGCCAGGUCUGUCCCUGAGCAGAUCAGCAGUGACUACAGGCCUUUGGGAGCUAGACAGAAGGGGUCAAGGGUGUAGGUUGUAUUCUUGUCCAUCCUCCCAGAUGAGGGUAAGGGCCCAGGCAAGGGCACACACAUACUGAAGAUGAAUGCAUGGCUCUGUAGAUAGUGUUAAAAGGAGGGCUACGGCUUCCUCAACCAUGUAGUGCUGUUCUGGGAAGAAACAGGGGCCGCCUGACCAAGAAAGGGAAGAGCAUCUUUGUGCACUGACUCACCAACCUAGUGAGAGCUUUAAACUAGGUUCAAAGCCCACAAGUAAAUAUAAAAAAGUGAUGUUAAUGGAGGUUAGAUGUUGGUGGGACAUGGAAAAUUACAAUAGGGCCAUAGGAGCAACAAGAAGGAAAUCAGUGAGGGAAGCUGCUCAAUAUCUCAGAUGUCCAUACACCAAUGCAAGGAGUAUGGAGAAUAAAUGGGAAGAACUGGAAGUAUUAGCGUACAUAAGCUAAAUUAUGACUUAAUUGGCAUCACAGAGACUCAGUGGGAUAAAUCUCAUGACUGGAAUAUUGGUAUAGCGGGGUAGAGCUUGUUCAAUAAGGACAGGCGGAGUAAAAAAGGGAGCAGGUGUAGCAUUAUACAUCAAGAACGUAUACACUUGUUCUGAGGUCCAGAAGAAGGUGAGGGGCAGACCCGUUGAGAGUUUCUGGUUAAAAAUAAAAGAGGUAAAAAUAGAGGUUAAAAAAUAGAUGUCAUGGUAGGGUUGUCAGUAGACUACCAAAUGAGGAAGAGGAGGUGGAUGAGGCAGAUCUAGAACAAACAAGAGAAAUAUCCAAAACUCAAGACCUGGUGGUAAUGGGCGAUUUUAAUUUCUGGGGUUAUUAGAGGAUCACAAAUUGAAUGAGAGUCAACAAUCUGAUGCAGCUGCCAAAAAGGCUGGUAUAAUUCUGGGGUGUAUCAACAGGAGUGUUAUAUGUAAGAUGCGGUAGGUAAUUGGCCUGCUCUACUCAGCACUGGUGAGAUCUCAGCUGGAGCAAUUCUGUCCAAUUCUGGGCGCCGCACGUCAUGAAAGAUCUGGACAAAUUGGAGAGAGUCCAGAGCAGAGUAACAAAAAUGAUAGAAGGUUUAUGACAAAUGGAUGAAAAAACUGGCCACGCUUAGUCUUGAGAAAAGAAGACUGAGGGGACGACCUGAUAGCAUUCUCCAAAUAUGUUAAGGGCUGCUAUAAAGAGGACAAUAAUCAAUUGUUCUCUACGUCCACUGAAGGCAAGACAAGAUAUAAUGGGCUUAAUCUGCAGCCAGGCAGAUUUAGGUUA
Messenger RNA from Chelonia mydas (Green sea turtle), 7837 nucleotides. RefSeq names its product electron transfer flavoprotein subunit beta lysine methyltransferase (gene ETFBKMT). Bases 734 to 1528 code for a protein of 264 amino acids. The record is from RefSeq and is a predicted model, not a curated record. Gene Ontology annotation, biological process: peptidyl-lysine trimethylation. The transcript has 6 exons. Gene Ontology annotation, cellular component: mitochondrial matrix. Gene Ontology annotation, molecular function: protein-lysine N-methyltransferase activity. Lineage: Eukaryota; Metazoa; Chordata; Testudines; Cheloniidae.